AUGGCUUCAAAUGUUACACAUAAAAAAUCUACAAUCCAUAAUCUUGAAUCGUUUGCUUGUCUCUGGUUAGAUCAAAAUAUUAAUUUAACAAAAGAUAAUCGUGAUACUCAACAAGCACUUCGUCAAAUCAUUAAUCAUCUACGACUAUUUGAUAAUACUGAUGAAUGUGAACAAUACAUGAAGGAAAUUGUUCAUGAAAAGGUAAUUCUCAUCGUGUCUGGGAGUUUAGGUCGACAAAUCGUUCCUCGACUUCAUGAUCUUCCGCAAUUUGCAGCAUGUUAUGUCUUUUGUCAAGAUAAAGAAGCUAACGAACAAUGGGCAAAUAAAUACCAUAAAGUCAAUGGAGUUUUUGUUGAACGUGCGAAGUUAAUUGCUCAGAUAUCGAAAGAUCAAACUGCACGAGCAAAAGUAGAAGAUGGUGGAUCCGUUGCUGUCAUUAGUUCUGGCACGCAUUCUCUUCAAACCCGUAAUGCUAUUUUUAUGUGGUUUCAACUAUUCAUUGAAGUUUUACUUCGAAUGCAUCAUAAAUCUAUCGAUCGGCAGGAACUCAUUGAUAUCUGCAAAGAGAGUUACAAAGGAAAUCAAAAAGAAAUAGAGAUCAUUGGUGAAUUUGAGAAAAAUUACAAACCGGAAAACGCGAUUUGGUGGUACACUCGUGAAUCAUGUUUUUAUCGAAUUGUGAAUAAAGCAUUACGUGUGCAAGACUUCGAUAUGUUAUUCGCCUUCCGAUUCUUGAUUACAGAUAUGGCCGAACAGAUUAAAGAUGACUAUGAAGAAUUUCUUCGUGCUAGUGGUAGUCAAAAUGUUAUUCGAGUUUAUCGUGGUCAAGUGAUUGGAAGCGAUGAAUUAGAUUUGAUGAAAAAAAAUACUGGCGAGUUUCUUUCGAUGAAUUCGUUUUUAUCUACGAGCCGUAGGCGUUCAACAGCUCUGAAAUUUUCUCGACUGGCACCAGUUAUCGAUAGCAUGGAACGAAUUAUCUUCGAAAUUGAGAUCGAUACACGUUUACAAACCAAACCAUUUGCUGAUGUAAGCAAAAGCAGUUUUUUUCAAAACGAAGAUGAGAUAUUACUUAGCCUUGGAGCGUUGUUUCGUAUUGAAAAAGUUUUUGAAGACAAAAAUGAUCGGAUCUGGAUCGCUCAAGUGUCUCUGGCAAGCGAAGAUGAUUUUCAUUUGAAAGAGACAUUUGUAUAUAUGAAAAAUACAAUUGGAGAUGAUGCUGAUCUGGAUUCACUCGGGAAAAUAUUGUUCCAAAUGGGUGAAUAUGAGCAAUCAAGAAAAUGUUAUGAGCGUAUGAUGCAAGAGUUACGUGUAAAGACAGCAGAUUGUCAUGUUGGUUUUGGGAAAGCUGAAGAGUGGCAAGAUCGACCUAUUCCAGGGUUAUCUCAUUAUGAUGAAGCAAUGAAGAUACGACAGGAAGUAUUCGGCCCAAAGCAUGCUAACGUCGGAGAAGUGUAUAGUUUAAUUGGAGCUUCACAAUCGUUCUCACUAAAUGAAUACGAUGAAGCAUUGGUAAACUUUAAAAAGGCAAUCGCAAUUCAAGAAGGAUCUACUUUAUGUGAUAUAAUAGCCCUUUGCAGAACUUAUAGCAACAUAGCUUCGACGUAUGAUGAUAUUGGAAACCAUCAAUUGGCUCUAGAAUACUUCAAUAAAUGUCUUACAAUUCAGCAGACUGCUUUACCACCAAACCAUCCAGGAAUCGCAAUGACAUACAAUAACAUGGGUUGCGCCUAUAGAAAUAUCUCAGACUCUACUAAAGCUUUGGAAUGCUACCAGAAAUCGCUUUCCAUUAAUCGCCAAAUUCUCCCGCCGACUCACACAUAUAUUGUUCGAACUGAAGACAAUAUUCGUAGGUUACAAAAAAAGACGAAGAACUGA
Messenger RNA from Adineta ricciae, 1875 nucleotides. Lineage: Eukaryota; Metazoa; Rotifera; Eurotatoria; Adinetida; Adinetidae. The record is from the annotation of a GenBank genome assembly.